This is a messenger RNA of Osmerus eperlanus (European smelt), 3774 nucleotides long. RefSeq names its product WD repeat domain 59 (gene wdr59). The record is from RefSeq and is a predicted model, not a curated record. Gene Ontology annotation, cellular component: Seh1-associated complex; vacuolar membrane. NCBI's taxonomy places the organism in Eukaryota, Metazoa, Chordata, Actinopteri, Osmeriformes, Osmeridae. Gene Ontology annotation, molecular function: protein binding; signaling adaptor activity. Gene Ontology annotation, biological process: cellular response to amino acid starvation; positive regulation of TORC1 signaling. The transcript is spliced from 26 exons. Bases 42 to 3011 code for a protein of 989 amino acids.
GUGACGUGUAAUGUUGAUUAUUGUUUUGGUUGUAGAGCAAGAUGGCUGCCCGCUGGAGUAGUGAGAAUGUGGUGGUCGAAUUCCGAGAUGCACAGGCAACUGCUAUGUCAGUGGACUGCCUGGGACGUCAUGCAGUUCUGUCAGGACGGCGCUUCCUUUACGUAGUUAACCUUGAGACCCCUGCGGAAGCACCUCGCAAAAUUGGACGCCAGAGCAAGUGGGAUGUUGGCACUGUCCAAUGGAAUCCUCACAAGACAGAAUCCCAUGUUUUUGCUGCUUCUAGUAACCAGCGUGUUGAUCUGUACACAUGGCGUGAUGGGAGUGGGGAGGUCCACACAUCCUUGCAGGGACACACACGAGUCAUCAGUGACUUAGACUGGUCGUGGUUUGAGCCAGAGUAUCUAGUCACCAGCUCAGUAGACACCUACAUCUAUAUAUGGGACACCAGAGACACACGGAAACCUACAGUGGCACUCUCUGCUGUCGCGGGGGCUUCACAGGUCAAAUGGAACAGGCGGAACCAGCACAUCCUCGCAUCCAGUCAUGACGGAGACGUCAGGAUAUGGGACAAGAGGAAACCCAACACAGCAGUAGAGUAUGUAGCAGCCCACUUGUCUAAGAUCCAUGGUCUAGACUGGCAUCCUGAAAACGAGUACAUCCUAGCCACGUCCAGUCAGGACAACUCUGUACGGUUCUGGGACUACAGACAACCAAGGAAGUACCUCAACAUCCUGUCCUGCCAGGUCCCAGUGUGGAAGGCUAGAUACACUCCCUUCUCCAACGGCUUGGUGACGGUGAUGGUUCCCCAGCUGAGGAGGGAGAACAGUCUGCUGCUCUGGAGUACGUUGGAUCUCAACAGCCCUGUCCACGCGUUCGUAGGACACGACGAUGUGGUGCUGGAGUUCCAGUGGCGCCCGCAAAAGGAGGGGUCUAAGGACUACCAGUUGGUGACAUGGUCCAGAGACCAGACACUUAGGAUAUGGCGUGUGGAUCCACAGCUUCAAAAGCUGUGUUCUAAUGACUUAGUAGAUGAGUUGAUGGAGGGGGUGUCUCUGACGUCAGAGUCUGAGAAGACCUUGUCCCCCCAUGAGCCCCAGCCCAGCUCCGGCCUCGCGAUCGACGACCUGCUGGACCAGGAUGGGGACCUGUCAGGGCUCAGCUCCAGCAGACAGGAAGCCCCAGGUCUACCCCAGACCCUGCAGCAGGAGUUCUCCCUCGUCAACCUGCAGAUCCGGAACGUCAAUGUUGAGAUGGAUGCUGUCAACCGGAGCUGCAUUGUGUCAGCCCACUUUGGUAGUCACCAGGUCCGUUUGGUGGUCAAGUUUCCAGCCCAGUACCCCAACAAUGCUGCCCCUGCCUUCCAGUUUGUCAGCCCCACCUCCAUCCCCACCGCCAUGAGAACCAAAAUACAGAAGAUCCUGACCGAUACGUCGCUACAGAAGGUGAAGAGGAACCAGAACUGUCUGGAGCCCUGUGUCAGACAGCUGGUGUCCUGCAUGGAGUCGUACAUGACCCAGGAAGAUGGCACAGCCGCCAACCCCUACGUCCUGUCCAACCCUGUGACGCCAACCUUGCCAGCGUUCCCCCGGGUCACAAACACCUACGGCUCCUACCAGGACGCCAACAUCCCCUUCCCCCGCACCUCGGGGGCACGCUUCUGUGGCACGGGCUGCCUGAUGUACUUCACCAGACCCAUCACCAUGCACCGUGCUGUUCCCCCUACAGAACCCACCCCCAGGUCUCUCUCUGCUCUGUCAGCAUACCACAGUGGGAUCCUGACCCCUAUGAAGAUGAGGACAGAGUCUCAGAGCACCCUGAGGCUUUACAGCGGCAGCCCCACUCGCUCCGACAAGGAGACCGUCUCCAUCUCCUCCUUCUACUACAAGGAGCGGAAGCCCCCAAUGUCUGGCCCACGCCGCUGGUCUUUGCAGACCAUUCAUGACUGUCCGAAGUCACGUCGUUUCAAGACCAAGCGAGAGGGAACAGACUACAGCAACAGGCCCAUCAAGCUGGCAGGGAAGAUCAUCAUCCAGGAGAUCUCCUGUCUGCUGCCCGUCCACAAGAUCCUUGGGGAGACAUACAUUCUGAAUGUGAAUGACAUCCAGGAAACAUGCCAGAAGAACGCAGCGGCUGCUCUGAUAGUGGGGCGCAGGGACGUGGCCAAGGUGUGGGCUCUGGCGUCUGCUGCUACUAGUCUGGACCUGAGCCCAGACAUGGACCCCGAUGCUGACACUCCCUGGGCCAGACACCCGUUUGGGCGCCACCUGCUGGAGACUCUUCUGGCCCACUACAGCCAGAUGAGUGAUGUGCAGACCUUGGCCAUGCUGUGCAGUGUGUUCAGAACCCAGGGUGUUCCUCAGGACUACUUUUCCCUGUACGGACACCAUCCUUCACGAGCCUCCAUGUUCCCUCCCCAUCACUCUCGUUAUCCCAGCUACACGUCCAGUUCUGUGACCUCCGGCUCAUGCUCCAGCACCUCCGAAUCCAUCACCACCACCACCUGGAACAUAGGUCGGGACUCUGAACAUGCUGCCCCCUGGGGAGAAUCCUCACCUGACGAAUAUCGCUAUGCCAACCAGGUUUACACAGAUCCGCGCGAGCGAGAGAGGGAACAGCAUGACAUGAAUAAAAGGCUCCUGGACCCAGCCAACACCUUGCAGUUUGAUGACUUUAAGAAGUGCUACGGAGAGAUCCUGCACCGCUGGGGGCUGAAAGAAAAGAGGGCCGAUGUGCUCAAAUUUGCCUCCUGCCCUCCAGAGCCUCACAAGGGCAUUGAGUUUGGUGUGUACUGUUGUCACUGUCGUAGCCAGGCCCGUGGCACCCAGUGUGCGGUGUGUAAGCGAUUCACCUUCCAGUGCGCCAUCUGUCACGUGGCGGUCCGCGGCUCCUCCAACUUCUGCUUGAGCUGUGGCCACGGAGGACACACCACCCACAUGAUGGACUGGUUCCGCUCCCAGGAUGAGUGCCCCACAGGCUGUGGCUGCCACUGCCUGCUCCAGAGCACCUUCUGAGAGGAACACACACACCUACCUUGGGAUGCACACACACACACAAUCACAGAAGUAUCCACACAGAGAAAUGCAAGCAAACAACAAAUGUGUGUUUGUAUAUUCUGAGGAAUAAGCACAAAUGUGUACUCCAAAAGGUCUACAGACUUACACAAGCCUGAAACAUACAUGCACAGACAGACAUCUAUGGGAGGAAUGUGAUAAACACUUCUCUGUCCAGUUUCCCACACACACUGGCCCAAAAAGGCAAUGCUUGGAUUGAUCUUAACAUAGCAUGCAGUGAGCCUCAAGGAGUUAUAUUGCUGUGUAAAAUGUGUCACUCUGAAAAUAACUUUCUAGGCAUCUUGUCGGCCGGCCCUAUUGAUUGAUUUGAUGUUGUCAUUGUUACAGGUGAAAUGUGAAUGUUUUUUUGUUUGUUUUUUCAGUGGUUGAAAGCAGCUGAAUCAAAAGCCAUUCUCCCAAUAAUGGCUGUUAUCUGAUUGUUUUUCAAAAAUCUGUCUCACCUUUCACUUUUAUGAAAGGCAAUAGUGACUGUUAAAUUAUACAAAAUCAUAUAUAACAGCAGAAAAGUGUGCCAUACAAGGGUCAGUUUUAAGGCUUUGUUGUUGAAUGUGGAAAUACUUUGAAAACUUUGUAAUUCAUGUGCCAUAUGUAAAUACAUAAAUGGUAUGUUUAAAUAAGUCUCAUCUGCCAGCCUGUACACAAUAUGCUUGUAAUUCUACACAAAAUUGAAAGGACCUCGAAAGGAUCAAAACAUUUUCUGCCU